Molecule: messenger RNA, 777 nt
Organism: Truncatella angustata
Lineage: Eukaryota; Fungi; Ascomycota; Sordariomycetes; Amphisphaeriales; Sporocadaceae
Product: hydroperoxide and superoxide-radical responsive glutathione-dependent oxidoreductase
Exons: 2
Coding region: 1-777 (258 amino acids)
Molecular function (GO): 2 iron, 2 sulfur cluster binding
Source: RefSeq, a predicted model, not a curated record
AUGUCGACAAUAAAGGAGAUCACCACUGAGGACGAGUGGCGCGCCCAUGUCGCCGCUCUGCACAAGGAGACCCUCCUUAUUAUCUCCUUCCACGCACCCUGGGCCGCACCUUGCGCACAGAUGGCCACCGUCCUCAAGACUCUCGCAUCUGAGUAUCCCGUCACCGACCCGCCGCAGACGAGCUGGGUCUCGCUCAACGCUGAAGAGCUCAGCGACAUUAGCGAAACCUACGACGUCACAGCUGUCCCCUACCUGGUACUCCAGCGCAGCGACACCGUACUCGACACCGUCAGCGGGAGCAGUGCAGUCAAAGUCAGAAACGCAAUCGAGACACAUGCCAAGAAGGCCGCAGGUGGCGCGCCCAACGGUACGGCGGCUGGCGCAGCCGGCGCAGUGGAGCAGAAGGACGAGGUCGACACGGCUGCAGAUCCCGAGAAGGCAAAGGAGGAGCUGUUCAAGAGGCUGGGCGAGCUCGUCAAAGCCGCACCGGUGAUGUUGUUCAUGAAGGGUACCCCCAGCUCCCCGCAAUGCGGCUUCUCGAGACAACUGGUGGGAAUUCUGCGAGAUCGGAGUGUCAAGUACGGUUUCUUUAACAUCCUGGCCGAUGAUGAGGUGCGGCAAGGCCUGAAGGAGUACGCUGAGUGGCCGACAUAUCCUCAACUCUGGAUGGACGGCGAACUGGUUGGAGGGCUGGACAUUAUCAAGGAGGAGCUGGAGGGCAACUCUGACUUCUUCCAAUCAUACAGUGUGGCAAAGGAGGGAGCUGCUGCUGCAUGA